Molecule: messenger RNA, 3163 nt
Organism: Tinamus guttatus (white-throated tinamou)
Lineage: Eukaryota; Metazoa; Chordata; Aves; Tinamiformes; Tinamidae
Gene: COL6A1
Product: collagen type VI alpha 1 chain
Source: RefSeq, a predicted model, not a curated record
ACUAAAUGGUCAUCUGAAGCAAGCGAAAAUGAGGCUGCAAAACUUUUUAUUCACUUUGCUACUUCAAGUCUGUUUCCUGAAGGGAGGCUUGUGGGCUCAGCGCACGGAAAUCGACAGUCGAGUCGCAAAUGCUCAAGACUGCCCCGUGGACCUGUUUUUUGUGCUGGAUACCUCGGAAAGCGUCGCCUUAAGGGUGAAGCCCUUUGGGGACCUGGUCACACAAGUGAAAGACUUCACCAACCGGUUCAUUGAUAAGUUGACAGACAGGUACUACCGUUGUGACCGAAACUUGGUGUGGAACGCAGGGGCGCUGCAUUACAGUGACGAGGUUGUGCUCAUUAAGAGCCUCACCUCGAUGCCCAGCGGCAGGAACGAGCUGAAGAACCGAGUGUCAGCCGUGAACUACAUUGGGAAGGGCACAUACACGGACUGUGCCAUCAAGCGAGGCAUUGAGGAACUGCUCAUUGGCGGCUCCCAUCACAAGGAGAAUAAAUACCUGAUCGUGGUAACUGAUGGACACCCCUUGGAAGGGUACAAGGAGCCUUGUGGGGGCCUGGAUGAUGCUGCCAAUGAAGCCAAACAUCUAGGAAUCAAAGUCUUCUCUGUUGCCAUUUCUCCCAACCAUCUGGAUCAGCGGCUCAACAUCAUUGCCACAGAUCAUACCUACCGUCGCAACUUCACUGCCACCAGCCUGAAGCCAACCCGGGAGCUUGAUGUGGAGGAAACCAUAAACACCAUCAUCAACAUGAUUAAAGAUAAUGUGGAGCAAGUGUGCUGCUCCUUUGAGUGCCAGCCUCCCAGAGGACCCCCUGGACCUCCUGGUGACCCAGGCAAUGAGGGAGAAAGAGGCAAGCCGGGUCUUCCUGGCCAAAAAGGAGAUGCUGGAGAUCCAGGCAGGCCAGGUGACAUGGGUCCUGUUGGCUACCAAGGAAUGAAGGGUGACAAAGGAACUCGAGGAGAAAAGGGCUCAAGAGGAGCCAAGGGAGCCAAGGGUGAGAAGGGCAGGCGUGGAAUCGAUGGCAUCGAUGGCAUGAAGGGUGAAGCUGGAUAUCCUGGUUUACCUGGCUGCAAAGGCUCACCAGGAUUUGAUGGAGUUCAAGGUCCACCUGGACCCAAGGGAGAUCCUGGUGCCUAUGGACCAAAGGGACAAAAGGGGGAACCUGGAGAAGAUGGAAAACCUGGCCGACAGGGGAUCCCUGGAAGUCCUGGGGAGAAGGGUGCACCUGGCAACAUUGGUGAACCUGGACCGACAGGAGAAACAGGAGAUGAGGGCUCUCCAGGUGCAGAUGGUCCAACUGGAGAACGGGGAGGCAACGGAGAAAGAGGCGCCCCAGGAUCUCCUGGUGACCGUGGGCCCAGAGGAGAGCCGGGAGAACCUGGACCACCGGGAGACCAGGGGCGGGAAGGACCCCUCGGGCCACCUGGAGAGUCGGGUGAGGCUGGACCUCCGGGACCCAAGGGGUACAGGGGAGAUGACGGCCCCCGUGGAAAUGAGGGCCCAAAGGGAGCACCUGGAGCACCUGGGUUGCCUGGGGAUCCUGGCUUGAUGGGAGAAAGAGGGGAAGAUGGCCCUCCCGGGAAUGGCACAAUUGGAUUCCCAGGUGCCCCUGGGCAGCCAGGAGACAGAGGUGGACCAGGCAUUAAUGGAACAAAGGGCUAUGUUGGUCCUAAAGGUGAUGAAGGAGAAGCCGGAGAGCCUGGCAAUGACAAUCCAACGUCAGGUCCCAGGGGCAGCAAAGGUGCAAAGGGUCACAGGGGACCUGAAGGCCGUCCGGGACCACCAGGACCCGUCGGGCCUCCAGGACCAGAUGAAUGUGAAAUUUUGGACAUCAUCAUGAAGAUGUGCUCUUGCUGCGAGUGCACGUGUGGCCCUGUUGACCUCCUCUUCGUGUUGGACAGUUCAGAGAGUAUCGGUCUGCAGAACUUCCAGAUUGCCAAGGAUUUCAUCAUUAAGGUCAUUGAUCGGCUAAGCAAGGAUGAGCGUGUGAAGUUUGAACCUGGUGAGUCACGCGUGGGAGUCGUGCAGUACAGCCAUGACAACACACAGGAGCUUGUGGCCAUGGGGGAUGCCAACAUAGACAACAUUGGGGCACUCAAACAGGCAGUCAAGAACCUGAAAUGGAUAGCCGGUGGCACCUACACUGGAGAGGCUCUGCAGUUCACCAAGGAGAACUUGGUGCGGAGAUUCACGUCUGACAAGCGUGUUGCCAUUGUCAUCACAGACGGACGCUCUGACACUCUGCGGGACCCUACACCACUCUCUUCCCUGUGCGAUGUCACCCCGGUGGUUUCCCUUGGGAUAGGUGACAUUUUCCGGAAUCCCCCAAAUCCAGAUCACCUGAAUGACAUUGCUUGUUUAAGCAGACCCACCAGACCAGGACUGUCUAUUCAGAGGGACAACUAUGCUGAGCUCCUGGAUGACACCUUCUUGCAGAAUAUCACCUCAUACGUCUGCCAAGAGAAGAAAUGUCCAGACUACACCUGCCCAAUCACCUUUGCUGGGCCAGCAGACAUCACCCUCCUGGUGGAUAGCUCCACCAGCGUCGGGAGCAAGAACUUUGAGACCACCAAGAAGUUUGUGAAGCGGCUGGCAGAACGGUUCCUGGAGGCAGGCAAGCCCGCCGACGACUCUGUGCGCGUCUCAGUGGUCCAGUACAGUGGCAGGAACCAGCAGAAGGUAGAAGCACAGUUUCAGUACAACUACACAGUCAUUGCCAAAGCCAUUGACAAGAUGGAGUUCAUUAAUGAUGCCACAGAUGUCAAUGCUGCUCUGCGGUAUGUCAUGGGGCUGUACCAGAGGUCCUCCCGUGGAGGGGCGAAGAAGAGGGUGCUGGUGUUUUCUGAUGGCAACUCUCAGGGAAUCACCACGAGGGCCAUUGAGAGGGCUGUGCAGGAAGCUCAGCAGGCUGGCAUUGAAAUCUAUGUGUUGGCAGUGGGCAGCCAAGUCAAUGAGCCCAACAUCCGUGUCCUGGUCACGGGGAAGAGCGCGGACUAUGACGUGGUCUAUGGGGAGCGCCACCUCUUCCGUGUGCCCGACUAUACCUCUCUGCUGCGUGGUGUCUUCUACCAAACUGUCUCCAGGAAAAUAGCUGUUGACUGAGCAGCUAGGUGGGUUUCUACCAGAGCUGUGCCUGCUUCCAUCUUCCCUAAAAAUGAAAAACAA